AUUUAAUCAAAAUGACGAAAUACGAGGGUAGCUCAGUUUUUCCUACCUUCCGUUCGAAGUUCAAAUCCUCAUCUCUUCUUCACCUACCCCGUCGAGCGAAGCACCGUCCAGGCACGUGGUUUCCGAAAGAUGGACCAAGGUACCGCCACUACCGCCACUACCGCCAGUAUGAAUUCGGAAGGUUACCCUGUUCUGCUGUUGCCAAAAAAGUGCACUACCUUAGAAACCAACUGUGAAGUCUCCGAUAAUGUAUUUAUUGAGUUGAAUAUUUCAUCUCCUGAUACUGAAGGGAAUGAAAUGUGUAUUUAUACAGGUUUCUGCAAUGUGAAGUUGAUAGACAGUUACGAUAUGAAUCUAUGCCAUAAGACUAAGGAAAAUGGUCCGUCGGAGUAUAACGAUAAUGACCUAAUUUCUGUGUUAGUUGAUGAGUCUGGUAACCAGAUAGCUGAUUAUAAUCAGAGUCAAGUAUGGAUAGAUCCGGCUAGGAGUCCAUUUGUGUAUAAUCACUAUGACACGGAUCAGCAAGGGCAUUACUCAAUCUACCACAACACUAGAACGAAUCACAUAAGAGUGGAACAACACAACACUUACAUCACUCAAAAUGUGUAUAAUUAUAAUAAAGAGCCUCCAACAUACCCGACAGACAUAUUUGAGCAUAAAAAGUUCCGUAAAGUUCAGGUCAGUGAAUCUAGUACCCAGCAGAAUACCACGGACCCUAACUUCAACUUGUAUGAAGAAGAUGAGUUCGAGUGUGGUGUGUUUUUAUCGCAACUACCUGAGGAGAUCUUACAGGAGAAAGAGAAUAGAGUUAGAGAGGAACAGAAAUACAUUGGUAUACCAAGUGAGAACGAAGCAUUGAAGCAACUGAUGUCAUCGGACAUUCAGUCUUCUACGAAGCAGCGGAAGACUAUAUUGUUCCUAGGCCAUGAUUCUCAUUACGGACAGACUAUACAGAAGAUUGCUAUGAAUGAUCCGUAUUUGGUGUGUUCAGUGAAAGAGGAAUGCAAUUCACAGGUUGUGUAUGAAGAGCCCGACUACAGCAACCCAAGUCAGAAGAAAUACCAGUGCGACAAAUGCAAGCAGAUCUUCGAUCAGAUCAUAGAGUUCAGGCAGCACAUGGUUGGAGACCACAUCAGCCCCAGAACCUACGACGGCAGAACAGUAGGCGAGAUCAAAUUCCUCUGCACGGAAUGCGGCAAAAAUAUCAAAUCGCAAAAGAAAUUCGAGCAGCACUGCAUGUCGCACGGCGACCCAGAGCUAGAAUGCAGCAAGUGCCACAAAGUAUUCGCCUCAAAAUUCACCUUGCGCGCACACAACAAGAUCCACUCUCGGAAAUACGGAUGCGUGUAUUGCUCUAAGACUUAUUCUAAGGCAGAUGGAUUGAGAACUCAUGUGGCUAAGAUACAUUGUGUGUUCAUGUGUGAACAUUGUGAUUUUAAAAGUAAUAAAAGGAAUGAUUUGAAGGAGCAUGAGAAGGAACAUAAUGUGUCGGAUUUUGAAACUUUGAGCGCUUUGGAUGAUUCUUGUGAGUCAGAUAUUAUUCAGCUAAAGCCGGAGGUGACAGAGAAGUCAGAUUUGGAUCUAAAAUACGACGAUGGCCACGAAGAGAACUGUGUGAGGGACGAGGAUAUCCGCAGGGCGGACUCUGUCAUAGCUAAGGUUAUGUCCAACGAGAUUUUUGGAUCCAAGGGGAAGCCGCGGCAGUACAGGAAGUGCAAUAAGGUAUGCGACGUCUGCCUAAAAAUCUUCGACCGCAUUGGCGACCUAAAGCGACAUCUGAUCGAGCACAUCAUUAAGAGCACCCUGGACAAAAUACCGGUCAGCAGGAACGGAAUAAACAUACAGUGCGAGGUCUGCCAAGCGGAGACCUUCACUAAAGUCGACAGGUACAAAGCGCACCUCCGCGAGCACGCCAAACUGACCAUCUACAAGUGCACAUUCUGCGACAAAUCGUUCAGUGACUCCAGCAACUUCUCCAAACACAAGAAAAUCCACGGCACCACCUACCUGCAGUGCGACCUCUGCGCCCGCAAGUUCAACUCCAAACGAAUGCUUAUACAACACAUGGAGUACCACAAUAAAAACGACCCGAUCCCCUGCCAAUUCUGCCACAAAAUCUUCCACUUCGAAUCCAUGCUCAACAAACAUAUCAAAUGCGCACACGCGAACACCCUAAACAAAUUCAAGUGCCGAUUCUGCUGUAACUACUUCAAAACUCUAAAAGAAAAGUGGGACCACGAAUGGUCCAUACAUAAUGUGAGGAAGAUGAUCGUCGAUUGUUUAAUCUGCGAUUCAAAGUUUAGGAAGUACACUGAGUUAAAAAGGCAUUGCUCUAUUGUACAUAAUGUUGAGAUACCGCCCGCUAAAAAGCUUUUGCCGAAGUAGGUUCGUCCGGUUGAAGUUACUCGAUUUACCAUAAGUAUCAAAAUAUCCACAGUUUUACUAAAAAAAAGUCUUUUAUAUUUUGUAUGUUAACAUGAAACGUUUUUUUAAAUAUCUAAUUAGUUAUCCCAGGAUGGUUAUUGAUUAAUACUUUAUUUUAUUACUUUACAUAACUUAUAAAACCCACUAGUAUGGUGUAUUGUGUGACCAAAAAAGUUGUAGAUUUUAACAAGCGAUUGGCGGAUAAUAGGAUAUUAAUAAGCAUAAUAUAGUUACUAACUCACAAAAUGUUUAAUAUUUUUAUUUGCAAUAGGAUUACUAAAACUUUAAGAUUACACUGUUUGUACUUCUUAGCAGGUAACUAGCGCCAUCUAGGUACAAAAUGAUGAACUGUUAAUAGUUCGUAGAAACGCCACCAGAUCAAAGUGGCGCUAGUGGCGAAGUACUUUUACCAUCCGCAAAAAUAAGUGUGUAUCAUGUUUUUCUUUAUUUAGAUUUUUAGAGAGAUCAAGACUGAAAUCAUGAAGUUAUUCAAGUUAAGUCAGUACAACAAAGACUGUACGUAUU
This is a messenger RNA of Leguminivora glycinivorella, 2949 nucleotides long. Its product is annotated as zinc finger protein 184-like. The record is from RefSeq and is a predicted model, not a curated record. Gene Ontology annotation, cellular component: chromosome. Lineage: Eukaryota; Metazoa; Arthropoda; Insecta; Lepidoptera; Tortricidae. Gene Ontology annotation, biological process: regulation of transcription by RNA polymerase II. Gene Ontology annotation, molecular function: chromatin insulator sequence binding.